GCCCCGUAGUCGACACGUGCAGCACAACCAUGGCAGACGAGCAGAGCCCCGAGAGGCGGCGGUCGCGGCGAAGGAGCGGCAUGUACCGCCGCGGCUCCCAUAUCAGCGAGGCAAGCUUCAUGGAGGAUGUCGAAAUGGCUCAGGAUGAGGUCUUCUCCGGUCCCAUGAGCGAGAGCGUCCCCACGAGCGUAUCUGGAUUCCGCCACCGACGCGCCGGCUCGAGCGCCAGCUUGACGAGCUUUGCAUUCUACGACGAAGAGCAGGAUUCCGGCGACGGCACCGAGGACGAGGACAGCGCCAUCGACGACGACGACGACGACGAGAGCCUGUACAAUGGGCAUGCCGUUGACGAUGUCGACGACCUGGAGGCGGCAUCGCCGUCGCCCUCGUCGCACUCGCCGUCGCCAUCGCGGCGCAAGUCGAGCGGCAGCCGAAAGUCGUCCGAGAGACCGUUGCUGCGCAGGGUCUCGUCGGCAGGCAGCACAGGCUCAGGCGCCGACUGGAGGGGGCGCCGGUCCAACCAGAAAAUCUAUAUCAUGACCGAAGACCUGACGAUUGUCAUUGCCGGCUUCAAGACGUCGCCUGUUGGCUACGCCCUCUAUGCGCUUCUGUGCGUCGCCACGCUCGGCCUCGGCUGGCUGCUCUUCAGAUGGCUGCCGCGGUGGCGCGUCACGAUAGUCGGAAAGAGUGCGCCUCUAAAAGAGUGCGACUGGAUCGUCAUCGAGAACCAGUGGGGCGAGUUUGCCGUGCAGCACGUCAACCGCCAGACGUACGGACGCUCGCUCUCCACCGUCUUUGGCGACCCCGAAAAGGGCCGCCCGCGGGAAUGGGACGAGGACGACGAUCCGCUGAUUGGCGAGCUGAGGUGCCUCGACUACCGCUAUAUCCGCUUCGUGUACCACCCCAUCAAGGACAAAUUCGUGCUCGCCAAUACCUGGAAAGACCCCAGCUGGACCCAUGUCUUGGCUCUCCGCGAGGGCCUCGACAACGAUGAGCGCGACUACCGUGAACUCGUCUUUGGCAAGAAUAUGAUUGACAUUGCGGAAAAGACAGUCGGCCAGCUGCUCGUUGACGAGGUCUUCCAUCCUUUUUAUGUGUUCCAGAUUGCCAGUCUGGUCCUCUGGUCGCUCGACGAGUACUACUACUACGCCUGUGCCAUCUUCAUCAUCUCGGCUGUUAGUAUCGUCACCACAUUGAUGGAGACAAAGGCCUCGAUGAAGCGUCUGCGCGAGGUGUCUCGAUUCGAGUGCGAAGUCCGUGUGCUGCGCAGCGGCUUCUGGACGCACGUCGAUUCUGCCGAGCUUGUGCCUGGAGAUGUCUACGAAGUUACGGAUCCCGCACUUACGCAAUUCCCCUGCGACAGUCUGCUACUUUCCGGAGACUGCAUUGUCAACGAGAGCAUGCUGACUGGCGAGUCUAUUCCUGUAUCCAAAAUCCCCGUCACCAACCAGUCGCUGGAUAUGCUGGACCUCAGCGCUUCGGCGGUUCAUCCCGAAGUUGCGCGACACAUGCUGUUCAGUGGCACCAAGAUUAUUCGCGCUCGCAGGCCGCAUGAAGACCACGACGAUGAUGAGGCUGCCGCACUGGCAAUGGUCGUUCGUACGGGCUUCAACACCACAAAGGGCGCCUUGGUCCGAUCAAUGCUCUUCCCCAAACCCUCAGGCUUCAAGUUCUACCGCGACUCGUUCCGGUACAUAUCCGUCAUGGCCAUCAUCGCCAUGAUUGGGUUUGUUGCGUCCUUUAUCAACUUUGUCCAUCUCGGUCUUGAGUGGCACUUGAUUGUGGUACGCGCGCUCGACCUGAUUACCAUUGUCGUCCCUCCUGCGCUUCCCGCCACUCUCACCAUCGGCACCAGCUUUGCGCUGUCGCGCUUAAAACAGAAGCAGAUUUUUUGCAUCAGCCCGCAACGAGUCAACGUCGGUGGCAAGCUUGACGUGGUCUGCUUUGACAAGACUGGUACGCUCACCGAAGAAGGCCUAGAUGUGCUAGGUGUCCGCGUCGUCGAGCGGCCCCGGAACAGGUUCAGCGAGCUUCUUCCAGACUCGUACGACAUUCUGCCCGCCUCACAGCACGACCGUGACCCAACAGUCGAGUACCAUGCCCACAAGACCAUCCUCUACACCAUGGCUACUUGUCACUCACUGCGCAAGAUUGACGAUGAGCUGGUCGGCGACCCAUUGGACGUGAAGAUGUUUAAAUUCACCGGCUGGAGCUACGAAGAAGGCGAGCAAAAGUCUGGCAAUUCGGGUGAUGAUGGAGAAGAGCAAAAAUUGUCGCCGUCUGUUGCUCGUCCGCCUCCUGGUCGCGAGUAUGAUGUCGACGAUGUCCAAGACGAGGCCAGCAGAAAGCAGGUCGAGCUCGGUGUGAUCAAGUCAUUCGAGUUCGUCUCGCAGCUCCGCAGGGCCAGUGUCAUUGUGCGGCAAUUUGGUUCAAAGAGCGGACAAGUCUACGUCAAGGGUGCGCCUGAAGUGAUGAAGGAGAUCUGCCGCCCCGCAAGCUUUCCCACCGACUACGAGGAGCUCCUCUCCUUCUACACGCACCGCGGCUUCCGUGUCAUCGCCUGCGCUACCAAGACGAUUCCAAAGCUCAACUGGCUCAAAACUCAGAAGAUGAAGAGGGAGGAAGCCGAGAGUGGUCUGGACUUUGUUGGUUUCAUCAUCUUCGAAAACAAGCUCAAGGACAGCACGGCCCCAGUCAUCGAAGAGCUUGCGUGUGCCAACAUCCGCAAGGUCAUGUGUACCGGCGACAACAUUCUCACUGCCAUCAGUGUGGCUCGUGAAUGCGGUCUCAUCAACAAGACGGCUCACUGCUUCGUUCCGCACUUUGAAGAAGGCGACUCCCGUACUGCGCUCUCAAAGCUAUGCUGGGAGAGUGUAGAUGACCCAGUAUUCAAGCUCGACGAUACUACGCUAACGCCUCUUCCCCCGCCACCCGAAGCCGAUGUCUCUCUCCCGUAUGACAUCUCCAAUCUGCGCAACUACAGUUUGGCAGUCAGCGGUGAUGUCUUCCGCUGGAUCGUCGACUUUGCGUCCGAGUCGGUGCUGCGUGAGAUGCUCGUCUGUGGUCAGGUCUUUGCCCGCAUGUCGCCUGAUGAAAAACAUGAACUUGUUGAGAAAUUGCAGUCGAUCGACUACUGCGUCGGCUUCUGUGGCGACGGCGCAAAUGACUGUGGAGCUCUCAAAGCCGCUGACGUCGGCAUAUCGCUUUCUGAAGCUGAAGCGUCAGUCGCUGCCCCUUUCACAUCCAGGCAAUUCGACAUUAGCUGCGUGCCGCAAGUCAUCAAGGAAGGUCGCGCUGCGCUCGUAACGAGCUUUAGCUGCUUCAAGUACAUGAGCUUGUACAGUGCGAUUCAGUUUUGCUCGGUAUCUUUCCUGUAUGCAAGCGCCAGCAACCUGGGCGACUUCCAGUUCCUUUUCAUUGACCUUUUGCUCAUCCUCCCCAUUGCCAUCUUCAUGGGUUGGUCUGGAGCAUACCCAGUCCUCAGUCGCAAGCGCCCGACGGCCAAUCUGGUAUCUCGGAAAGUGCUCACUCCGCUACUUGGACAGAUGGUCCUGUGUAUCCUGUGCCAGUUUACUGCAUUCCACUUUGUGCAGCAGCAGAAGUGGUACAUCGCACCCGUCAUUGACAAGAACCACAGCAACUCGCUCAACUCACAGAACACUGCACUUUUCUUGACAAGCUGCUUCCAGUACAUCCUUUCAGCUGUCGUCCUCAGCGUAGGCAAACCCUACCGCGAGCCCAUGUCUCGCAACCUGCCGUUUAUUACAACCAUCUUCGUCACCCUUGCCAUCACUCUCUACAUGCUCUUUGACCCAGCCAAGUGGGUGAAGCAAGUCAUGGAGCUCACGUACAUGGACGUGCCAUUCAAGACAUUCAUCCUCACGCUAGGCCUAGGCAACUUCAUCCUAGCAUAUGCCAGCGAAAGAAUUCUCUUCCCCGGCCUCGCAAAAUGGAUUGGCGUCGCCAAAGUCAGGCUUGGCGGCAAGAGGAUGCAGAAGAAGCGAAAGGAGUACAAGAUUAUUGCCGAAAGCAUGCGCAUCUAGAUGUGUUGAGAUGUCUGUUUCCGAGGCGUCGCGUGGGUGGCUGUCAUGUAUAGAAAAUGCCUUUGUCUUGAUAUACUGGGAUAUGUAGAAAAUUUCGGGGUUGUUUAGUUUGUGAAUGAAGUAUUCGGCAUAGUAGAUCUGACUCUUUGCCAUCU
This is a messenger RNA of Exserohilum turcica Et28A, 4198 nucleotides long. RefSeq lists its product as uncharacterized. Lineage: Eukaryota; Fungi; Ascomycota; Dothideomycetes; Pleosporales; Pleosporaceae. The coding region runs from base 30 to 4043 and encodes 1337 amino acids. The transcript is spliced from 3 exons. The record is from RefSeq and is a predicted model, not a curated record. Gene Ontology annotation, cellular component: membrane. Gene Ontology annotation, biological process: intracellular calcium ion homeostasis. Gene Ontology annotation, molecular function: P-type ion transporter activity; ATP binding; ATPase-coupled monoatomic cation transmembrane transporter activity.